Molecule: messenger RNA, 1170 nt
Organism: Lithohypha guttulata
Lineage: Eukaryota; Fungi; Ascomycota; Eurotiomycetes; Chaetothyriales; Trichomeriaceae
Gene: LET1
Product: 26S protease regulatory subunit 8
Exons: 2
Coding region: 1-1170 (389 amino acids)
Biological process (GO): proteasome-mediated ubiquitin-dependent protein catabolic process
Cellular component (GO): proteasome regulatory particle, base subcomplex
Molecular function (GO): ATP hydrolysis activity; ATP binding; proteasome-activating activity
Source: RefSeq, a predicted model, not a curated record
AUGGCAUUGGACAGUUUCUACAACAACAAGAUCGAGAGUCUGAAGCUCGAGAUCAUUAAAGGCCAGGCAGUUCUCAGACGUUUGGAGGCUCAGAGGAAUGAUUACAACUCGAGAGUACGACUGCUCAGAGAGGAGCUAGGUCUUCUACAGCAACCUGGAUCAUACGUGGGAGAAGUCGUCAAGGUCAUGGGCACCAAGAAGGUCUUAGUCAAAGUACAUCCUGAGGGCAAAUAUGUCGUCGACAUUGCGGACGAUGUCGAUAUCUCGAAACUCACAGUCGGCAAGCGAGUCUCCCUAUUAAGCGAUUCCUACAAACUCGAAAAGAUGAUGCCAUCGUCCGUCGAUCCACUCGUAUCCCUCAUGAUGGUAGAGAAGGUACCAGACAGUACCUACGACAUGAUUGGUGGGUUGGACCAGCAGAUCAAGGAAAUCAAGGAAGUCAUCGAACUCGGCCUCAAUCAUCCAGAACUUUUCGAGUCGUUGGGAAUAGCACAGCCUAAGGGUGUUCUUCUCUACGGUCCACCAGGUACAGGGAAAACGUUAUUAGCAAGAGCUGUCGCACAUCAUGCAGACUGUAAAUUCAUCAGAGUCUCGGGCUCGGAACUGGUGCAGAAAUACAUUGGUGAAGGUAGUAGGAUGGUCAGAGAAUUGUUCGUUAUGGCUAGAGAACACGCACCAAGUAUCAUCUUUAUGGACGAAAUCGACAGUAUUGGCUCUUCGCGAGUGGAAGGCAGCAGUGGUGGUGAUUCCGAGGUGCAGAGAACUAUGUUGGAACUGCUGAAUCAGCUGGACGGCUUCGAAUCUCACAAAAAUAUUAAAGUCAUAAUGGCAACAAAUCGACUCGACAUCCUGGAUCCUGCCCUGUUACGGCCUGGACGAAUAGACCGAAAGAUUGAGUUUCCUCCACCAUCCGUGGACGCCAGAGCUGAUAUCUUGAGGAUACAUUCCAGAAGUAUGAACUUGACCAGGGGUAUUGAUCUGAAGAAGAUUGCCGAGAAGAUGAAUGGUUGCUCCGGUGCAGAGCUGAAAGGUGUCUGUACGGAGGCUGGUAUGUUUGCGCUGAGAGAAAGAAGAGUGCAUGUAACACAAGAGGACUUUGACCUGGCAACAGCCAAAGUACUGAACAAGCACGACGACAAGGAAGUCUCAUUGGGCAAGUUAUGGAAGUAA